This is a messenger RNA of Sinocyclocheilus anshuiensis, 885 nucleotides long. RefSeq names its product zinc finger protein 135-like. Gene Ontology annotation, molecular function: DNA-binding transcription factor activity, RNA polymerase II-specific. Gene Ontology annotation, cellular component: nucleus. The transcript is spliced from 2 exons. The annotation marks the transcript as partial. Gene Ontology annotation, biological process: regulation of transcription by RNA polymerase II. The record is from RefSeq and is a predicted model, not a curated record. NCBI's taxonomy places the organism in Eukaryota, Metazoa, Chordata, Actinopteri, Cypriniformes, Cyprinidae.
AUGAGACCUCACUCGGGAGAGAAGCCUUACACCUGCCAACAGUGUGGAAAGAGCUUUGCUCAACAAGACGCCCUCAAAAGGCACAUUAGAAUUCACUCGGGAGAGAAGCCUUUCACCUGCCAACAGUGUGGAAAGAGUUUCACUCUAAAAGCAGCCCUUCAAAGACACAUGAGAACUCACUCGGGAGAGAAACCUUACACUUGCCAUCAGUGUGGAAAGAGUUUUACACAGAAAAACAGCCUUCAGUCUCACAUGAACAUUCACACUGGAGUGAAGCCUUAUACAUGCGAACAGUGUGGAAAGAGUUUCCCUGCAAAACAAAACCUUAAAGUUCACAUGAGAGUUCACACUGGAGAGAAGCCUUACUUUUGCAAGUAUUGUGGGAAGAGUUUCGCAAAUGCAUACUCCCGUAAGUACCACAUGAGAAUUCACACUGUUCAUUCAACAUUCAACAACCUGCUGGUGCUGAAAGAGGAGAAACGAGAUCCAAAUGAAAUGGAACAGACAGAUCAGUGUGAGAAACACCAUGAUUUAAUAAUUGGUGAAAAAUCCACACAGUCUAAAAUGGCUUCUAUACGAAAAAGAGCUCAGAAAACCAAAUCUAACAGCUCCUUCACCUGCCAUCAUUGUGGGAGGAGUUUCGAUGAAAAACGAAGACUUCAAAUGCACGUGAGAGCUCACACUGGAAAGAGGCCAUUUCCCUGCCAACAGUGUGGAAAGAGCUUUGCUCAACAAGGAACCUUUAAAAGGCACAUGAGAAUUCACACUGGAGAGAAGCCUUACACCUGCCAACAGUGUGGAAAGAGCUUUGCUCAACAAGGAGCCCUCAAAAGGCACACGAGAACUCACUCGGGAGAGAAGCCUUACACCUGCCAACAGUGUGGA